AUGAGAAAUCACAGCUUCCCCCGGUCCGUCGACUUAGCAUCUACCGUCCGGCGCCCUCGAUUCCCCCUUCCAUCGCCCUCGCUUCCCCCUUCUGUCGCCCUCGCUUCCCCCUUCCGUCGCCCUCGCUUCCCCCUUCCGUCGCCCUCGCUUCCCCCGCCCAUCGCCCUCGCUUCCCCCGCCCAUCGCCCUCGCUUCCCCCGCCCAUCGCCCUCGCUUCCCCCGCCCAUCGCCCUCGCUUCCCCCUCCCAUCGCCCUCGCUUCCCCCGCCCAUCGCCCUCGCUUCCCCCUCCCAUCGCCCUCGCGUCCCCCGCCUAUCGCCCUCGCUUCCCCCUCCCAUCCCCCUCCCAUCCCCCUCCCACCCCCCUCCCAUCUCCCUCCCUUCCCCCUCUCAUCGCCCUCCCUUCCCCCUCCCAUCCCCCUCCCAUCCCCCUCCCAUCCCCCUCCCAUCCCCCUCCCACCCCCCUCCCAUCCCCCUCCCUUCCCCCUUCCAUCCCCCUCCCACCCCCCUCCCAUCCCCCUCCCAUCGCCCUCUCAUCUCCCUCCCAUCCCCCUCCCAUCCCCCUCCUAUCGCCAUCCCAUCCCCCUUCCAUCCCCCGCCCAUCUCCCUCCCAUCCCCCUCCCAUCCCCCUCCCAUCGCCCUCCCAUCCCCCUCCCAUCCCCCUCCCAUCCCCCUCCCAUCCCCCGCCCAUCCCCCUCCCAUCCCCCUCCCAUCCCCCUCCCAUCCCCCUCCCAUCCCCCUCCCAUCCCCCUCCCAUCCCCCUCCCAUCCCCCUCCCAUCCCCCUCCCAUCCCCCUCCCAUCCCCCUCCCAUCCCCCUCCCAUCCCCCUCCCAUCUCCCUCCCUUCCCCCUCUCAUCGCCCUCCCUUCCCCCUCCCAUCCCCCUCCCAUCGCCCUUCCAUCCCCCUCCCUUCCCCCUCCCAUCCCCCUCCCACCCCCCAUCCCCCUCCCUUCCCCUUCCAUCCCCCUCCCACCCCCCUCCCAUCCCCCUCCCAUCCCCCUCCUAUCGCCAUCCCAUCCCCCUUCCAUCCCCCGCCCAUCUCCCUCCCAUCCCCCUCCCAUCCCCCUCCCAUCGCCCUCCCAUCCCCCUCCCAUCCCCCUCCCAUCCCCCUCCCAUCCCCCGCCCAUCCCCCUCCCAUCCCCCUCCCAUCCCCCUCCCAUCCCCCUCCCAUCCCCCUCCCAUCCCCCUCCCAUCCCCCUCCCAUCCCCCUCCCAUCCCCCUCCCAUCCCCCUCCCAUCCCCCUCCCAUCCCCCUCCCAUCCCCCUCCCAUCUCCCUCCCUUCCCCCUCUCAUCGCCCUCCCUUCCCCCUCCCAUCCCCCUCCCAUCGCCCUUCCAUCCCCCUCCCAUCCCCCGCCCAUCCCCCUCCAUCCCCCUCCCAUCCCCCUCCCAUCCCCCUCCCAUCCCCCUCCCAUCCCCCUCCCAUCCCCCUCCCAUCCCCCUCCCAUCCCCCUCCCAUCCCCCUCCUAUCGCCAUCCCAUCCCCCUUCCAUCCCCCGCCCAUCUCCCGCCCAUCCCCCUCCCAUCCCCCUCCCAUCGCCCUCCCAUCCCCCUCCCAUCCCCCUCCCAUCCCCCUCCCAUCCCCCUCCCAUCCCCCUCCCAUCCCCCUCCCAUCCCCCUCCCAUCCCCCUCCCAUCCCCCUCCCAUCCCCCUCCCAUCCCCCUCCCAUCCCCCUCCCAUCCCCCUCCCAUCCCCCUCCCAUCCCCCUCCCAUCCCCCUCCCAUCCCCCUCCCAUCCCCCUCCCAUCCCCCUCCCAUCCCCCUCCCAUCCCCCUCCCAUCCCCCUCCCAUCCCCCUCCCAUCCCCCUCCCAUCCCCCUCCCAUCCCCCUCCCAUCCCCCUCCCAUCCCCCUCCCAUCCCCCUCCCAUCCCCCUCCCAUCUCCCUCCCUUCCCCCUCUCAUCCCCCUCCCAUCGCCCGCAGGGGCUGUCGUUUCCCGCCCAGCCGCCCCCUCUACCCCUCCUGUUGCCCGUCGUUACCGCCUCCUCCAAUCCUCCCACUGUCCAGGCUCCCAGCACCACAGGCCAAGGUUGCAUGCAGUGUAGCAGACAAGAAUGGGGAAAAAGCAUUACAUUUCCUAGCUGUGUUCAUCGUGUCGAGUCGAUAA
Messenger RNA from Closterium sp. Naga37s-1, 2097 nucleotides. Lineage: Eukaryota; Viridiplantae; Streptophyta; Zygnematophyceae; Desmidiales; Closteriaceae. The record is from the annotation of a GenBank genome assembly.